This is a messenger RNA of Pimephales promelas (fathead minnow), 2531 nucleotides long. Its product is annotated as ethanolamine-phosphate cytidylyltransferase-like. Gene Ontology annotation, molecular function: ethanolamine-phosphate cytidylyltransferase activity. Lineage: Eukaryota; Metazoa; Chordata; Actinopteri; Cypriniformes; Leuciscidae. Gene Ontology annotation, cellular component: cytoplasm. The record is from RefSeq and is a predicted model, not a curated record. Gene Ontology annotation, biological process: phosphatidylethanolamine biosynthetic process.
CAUCUUCCCUUCUUCUUAGCUAUGACAUGGUCCAUUAUGGUCAUUCCAACCAACUUCGACAAGCCAAGGCUAUGGGGGACUACCUCAUUGUUGGAGUGCACACUGACGAUGAGAUCUCUAAGCACAAAGGUCCUCCAGUGUUCACUCAGGCGGAGAGAUAUAAGAUGGUGCGAGCCAUCAAGUGGGUGGAUGAGAUCGUAGAAGGAGCUCCAUACGUGACCACACUCGAGACUCUGGACAAAUACACAUGUGAUUUCUGUGUUCAUGGAGAUGACAUCACUCUUACUGUGGAUGGAAAAGACACAUAUGAAGAAGUGAAAAGUUCUGGUAGGUACAGAGAGUGUAAGAGGACUCAGGGAGUGUCCACUACUGACCUGGUGGGCCGCAUGCUUCUCAUGACCAAAGCUCAUCACAGCAACAUGGGCAGUUCAGACUAUCAACAACACACAGACAACUUUGGAAGAGGUCCUAAGGGCCACAGUCCCUGGACAGGAGUGUCACAGUUCCUGCAGACGUCUCAGAAAAUCAUCCAGUUUGCCUCGGGCCAGGAGCCGCAGCCGGGAGACACCAUCAUCUAUGUGGCGGGAGCUUUCGACCUGUUCCACAUCGGCCAUGUGGAUUUCCUGGAUGCAGUGUCCAAGCUUUCAGAGAAGCCAUAUGUUAUCGUUGGGUUGCACUUUGAUCAGGAGGUCAAUCGUUACAAGGGAAAAAACUAUCCCAUCAUGAACAUCCAUGAGAGAACUCUGAGUGUGCUGGCCUGUCGAUAUGUCUCUGAGGUUGUUAUAGGAGCACCAUAUGCUGUAACAAAAGACUUACUGGACCAUUUUAAGGUAGACCUGGUGUGCCAUGGCGAAACUGAAGUGUUUCUAGACAGAGAUGGAUCAGACCCAUAUGCUGUACCCAGGAAAAUGGGAAUAUUGCGGACAGUGGAUAGUGGAAACAGUCUCACCACUGACAACAUUGUGCAGAGGAUCAUCAAAAACAGGUUGCUGUUUGAGGCAAGAAACCAGAAAAAGGAGGCCAAAGAGAUGGCAGUGAUCCAGGCCAUGAAGCGACAAGAAGAGGAAAGAGCACAGGCUGUGCUGUAGGGGGAAAACACAUCCUCAAAGACUAACAAAACCCAGUACAUGCAGUUGACUCUUUUCUAAUGUUUCUUCUACAUACUGGACUUACAUACUAUCACAACACCAGCAGCUGGAAGCACCUUUUAUUGCUGAAUUAGCACGUGUUGUUUUGGGAGCUGUGUGUUUAUCCCGAUCUCAUGGGGAAACGCAACUAUUUUACGAGGUGGCGACUUCGUAUGAAUUCAUGCAAUGUGAAAACAUACAAUUUCAAGCUAACCAAACCUCAAACAUAACCAUCAAUGUGGCAUAAGCAGAUCGAUGCACAAAUUCUUACCUAUUAGCCACCGGUUUGCCAAAACGUAAAAUAAUUACGACCUACCAUGAGAUUGUGUCAGUGUGUGACAUCUGUUUUCGUGAACCCUUCCCACUCUCCACACUCUAAUGACCUCUUCAUCGCGUUCUUCCUCAUCAUCAGUCUGAUCAGAUCUACUCACUGAGGAAGAAACCAAGAUGACUUACAUGACCGUUACCUCUACAUUCAAGUCCGGAAACUCUUUUUUGCUUCGAAAGCAACAAUCCUGAAUCCACUGGAAGAGCAUUACAGUCUUCUGUCCUAACAUGUAUUCAUGAUAAAUUAUUAAUAUAUCUGUCAUAAUCAAUGGCUAAUCCUCAAAUGAUGUUUUUUUUAUUCUAAAGCACUCCAGCAAAUUAAACUGUACUAUAAAAUAAUUAAUAGCUAGGAUAUGCUAUUUAACAAACAUGCAUUUUAAUGUUCUUAAAAACAUUGUUUAUUAUUUUUAACAGAAUUGUAUUUCCUUAACCUUACUUCAAAAGGAUAAAGGAACAUGUUUCAGGAUGGCUCUUUUGUUUGAUGGAUUUUCCUCAAUGUCACAUUCUUGAGGUUAAGAAGAUCCAAAAAGAAAAAAUCAGUCGUCCCGGCUAACAAAGUUUCGUUCUAAGAAUGUUUUCCAAAUAUUCUGUUUUGGUUAUAAUGGAAUGUCCAGUUUUUUAAUGUCAGUGGAAUGUUUUUUUAAGGUUUUAUGAUGUUCCUGAAACAUUCUGUCAACUUAAUUUUUUAUUAACAACUCAACAAUCUUCACACCAAAAUUCUCAGUGUAAAUGAACACUACUUUUCUAAUAUCUAUGGGUCCAAUCUAAAGGGUGUUAAAGUAACACUGAAACAAAUCCAGUGAUUAAAGUUAUUUCUUUAUUUCUGUCAUAUGUCUACCGAAGUUCUUAUCGAGGUUUUGAUGUUGAUGUUUUAUUGAAUGUGUUUUCUUUAGUCACACUUAUGGUGAUCAGUGUUCACUUUAGUUGGGCUUUGGUCAUUGACUUUUAUUAUUUUAUUUCUCUUUAAGCAGUUGCAAUAGUGUUUCUGCAUUGAUUAAAAAGGGAUUGAUGAAAAAGCAGAUCAACAUGUCUGCUGUAUCUAUCAAAUUACUGCAUUAAAGUGGUUUACAUACCUGC